AUGCAGAAAGUUAUAAUAACGUUGUUAUUUGGAAUCGUUUACAACUGCCAUGGUAAGUGAAUAACAGCAUACAACUGGCUUAAAUAUUGCAAAAGGCAAUUUUAAUUUUAUUCGUUAAUCAAUAAUUAAAAUCAGAGUGUAAAAGUGAAGGUGUUGUUGUAGAUGUUACUGAUGUUGUUGUAGUUGUUGCUAUGUAUGUAUGAAUUUAUAUACGCAACCUCAAUAUUUAAUGACUGUUCAAAACUUGUGUAUACUGCAAUCUUUAUUAAAAAUACACCUAUAUGUUUGCAAGGCCAUUCUCUCUAACUAUCUGGACCAUUCUCUCUAAGGUUGGGGCGCAUUUAACGAAACUUUUAAGAGACCAGACCUUCGUCACUUUUAAUUGAGAAUUUUGUUUGUAGAUCACUGACCAUACUUCUAUACAAACAUCUAGAUGCAUCGCGCCUUUCGUACUGUAACAAAAGCUAACAAAAAACGUAGAGAUAUUCUGAGGAGACGAUAAAUAAGUCUUGUAACCGGGUGUUUACACCACAAACCUUCAUUUUGUCAAAUGACAAACAGCUAACACUUUCAAGUUGUAUUACGCGCAGCAAUUAUAUAUAUUGCCUCGUGACUUAAGCAGAACUAAGCCGAAGUGGUAUGAAUCCCAAGUAAUGUAAUCCAAGGUGAUCGUUACGACUAAAAACUCAACUUCUACUACUCUUGAACCGCUCACGGUUUGGCGAAAUUCCUCUGACUUCAUGCUCAAAUGAAAAGAUUCAAACAUUGCCAAGAGAGAAGAACUUUGCAUAUCAAACGAACGUCCGGGUAAUUUAAUUUUGUUUUAAAUUUAUCGGUAUACUCUUAUUUACUGCCCAGUUCCUAAAUAUUGGUAAUAUUGGAGCAACGUCUUUUAUUCGCUACUUUAGAAACUGAAACGAGAAGGACAAAAAGGGGACUGCGGACCAAAAAUGUGUCCCGCAACUGUUUCUUUCUCAGAGGACAACGUUGCGUCCAGUCAUCGCAAAGGCCAUGGUUCGAUUCUCGGUCAAGACUGAAUUUUUUUCAGGUUCUUUUCCAACCGCUUACGUUGUUCAUUCUACCGCGAAUAUCAUUUUCACUUUCCCUUUUUAUCCGCAGUUCAAAACAUGAUAAUUUAAAAACAUUCUAUCUGCCAUUUAAUUUAUAAUCGAGGCAAUCCCUGGAAUAAUAACACUGGGAUAACAUUCUUAUGGUUACAGGAUCGCCACUAUAUCUAGCAGUAGGCUACUAUCCUCUGACGUCAUCUACCGCAGCCAAUGAUUCCAGCUUAUCUGAAAAUCCACCUGGACAACUUGCUAACACACAUCCCUCCACUGGGGUUUAUGGUGAAAAUGGCGGUUCAUAUUCAUUCUCCGGGACUCGAUCAUCACCGAGUUAUAUCCGCUUACCUUCAUCCGAUGCACUAGAUACCAGGUGAUUUCAUUAUCUGAGGGUCCACUGCGACCUCAACACUAAACAUAACAUUUAUUAUAUUUGAUUUAUAAAUACAUAUUUUUCUCACAUUCAUAACUUCACCAACGUAGCGAGGAAAUGAGCAUCACAACCCCAUAUCGACCUUACAUCAGCCCCAUAUUAAACCUACAACAAAAAAGAGAGGGAGGAGAAGGGGGAAACAACAUAAAUAUGGUGUCGGGGAAUGUAAACAACUAAUUUGUGAAGGAGCAGAGUGGGUACAGUAGUGGGGCAAGUAAAAAGUUGCGAUUUUUGCUAGGAAAUAGCUACAAAUUAGUUGGCUAGUUAGUUUAAGUUAAUGAGAUUCCUCGGCAAAAAAGGAUUAUUCGAUGUUGCAUGAAUUUUUAAAUGUAGUGUAAGUCUAUUUCUGGGUUCAUCUAUCUGGUUUCCAUGGAUUUUUCAAUAUAAAUUUUGCAUCGUGGGAAACUAAUUGCCGACUUGUUUAUCACUUAUAAACGCCUCCACUGGACGCGUGCUUAUUAACUUGGAACUGUGAAUUUUUAACAUUUCUGUAGGUAUUCGAUUACUCUUCUCGCCUGGGUGUAUUCGGAGGGGACAGGAGGUGAAAUAGUUUCUUACUGGCAGGAUUCCAACUAUGGCGUAAGCAUCUCGAUUGAAAACUCUCGCCCAGUCUUUCACCUGUAUUCACGUGACCAAUCCAACAAGUUCUCUUUGCCGAGUAAUAUGAAACUGCAGUCCAGUCAGUGGAGCCAUAUCGCAGGCUCAUUUGACAACAGAACAGGAAAUGCAAUACUUUAUGUUAAUGGCAUUCAAGUGGGAAACAAAACUGGCCUUGGAAGUUUAGAGCUUCAAACGGAGUACGAUUUAUGGUUGGGUUAUCUUUUCAAGGGAAAACUUUCACAAAUUUGGAUAUUUAACGUGUCGCUCGAUAAACAGGAAAUCAAACAAGUCAUGGAUUUUAUGAAAUCAACACUGAGUGAGUAAUAGAAGUAUUAAACUAGCAAGUAAUUUUAUGAAAACAUUUCCCCCAAUUUUUUUGGUAUAAGAAAUAUAUGUCCGUCUCAGCUUAGAAGCAAGACAGUUUUUACUUUUGAUCGAUCUCGCCUGCACUAACUUACCUUUAGGUUUUAUUAGUUCUGUUUAAGUUAAAGGCGUAGUGGCCAAAUGGUUAACACGACGGACUUUAGAUCGAUUUAAGCCGGUUUCAAUCCUUACAUUGGAUUAUUUUCUUAGGAAAAAGAAAAUGCUCUACUUUAGUUGCGUUCCUUUUGACCAAUCUAAAUCCGGAUUUUGCGAUCCGAAAUUCGAUUUUUCUUGUCAUUAAGGACUAAUUCAGAUUGCAAUCUGAACGAUCCACCUUCGCACUUGGAUCGUUCAGAUUGGUAUCUCAAUCUGGUUUCAGAUUUUUUUUCUAUUCAACGAAACUGCUUUUCGAUCGCAGAGAACGUGCUCGUUCAUCAAUAAAUUAACACAGCGGGUCAAGGUUACUUCAGGCAAAAGUUAUUUAUACUCCUCCUCUGUUCUAUGCCGCUAAAGGAUUGUAGUAUAUUAAACUUACGUUCCACUUUAACUCUAAAUCCGCAAGGAAGCGAAAACGCUUGGAUUUUCUCACUGUAAAACGAUAGUGUGCAAUGUGUGUGUGUGUUUAGAGCGCGCUUCUCAGCACUGAGAGAUCGUAAUGAUCUUCUGAAUUUUCUUGAAUCAAAUUCCAGAUAAUUUUAUGUUGACGAGUCCCUGUAUGAACUACCACUAAUUAAAGAGUUACUUUUCUUUCCAUUUCUCCACGAGAAGACACUUAUUCAUAAUUUAGCGGAAAGAAGGAAAAAAAAAAACGUUGUGCUGAAAUUGAGAAGAUGAUCGGAGCAGCAGGCCGCCACUGUGUGGAUCAAUCUUAUUUAAGAUUUUUGUUUCGGCUACCACGAAAAUCCAAACAAUCUGGAUUUGUCUAAAUCCGAAAAAAGGUUUGGCUAAAGGGAACGCAACCUUUAUCUCUCUCUCUCCACCCACCUGUCGAAAUCGGUAUCACAGACUAAGUGUUUGAGAACUUUGCUGGGGAUAUCACUGCAGUGAGAGCUUGUGAGCAAACUCUCCAUUUUCUGGCGAGGCGCUAGAACAACAACAACAACAACAACAUAAGCUUUAUUUGCAUGACUAUAAUUAUGUAGUUACAGUAUUGCAAAAGCUUUAACAUAAAGUUACAAUUUACAACAAUGAUAAUGCAAUGCAAUGAUUACUACAGUUAAUCAAGUGUCAUCAGCAUGAUUUGAUAACAAAUUAGUGCGUGAAUCAUUACAUGAUGAGACAAAUUUCAACAAAUGUGAAUUUACGGAAAAAUUCUGUGUAUUCAUCAAUUUGAUUAUUAAUUCUGUGUAAGAUAGCUGAUUUAAGUCGACAAAAUUUUGUUGGAUUUGAUUGUAGAAUUUCUCCCUUGGGAUUGAGUGUUUUGGACAAUGGAAGAGAGAAUGAAAUUCUUCUUCAAAUUCUAGAGAAGGUGCAAGCGAGCGGUGAGCCCCUCGCCUCGUGUCUCCUUUCGUGUGCCGCUCAUGCAGCAGUCUCAGGACCCACCCAAUUGUAUUCAAAUGUCUCUGGCUGAAUGGGGUUCAUUUUCCUAAAGAGCGCUCUUACCUUUAAUUUCCAAAUUAUUUUUAAUUUGUUGAUGACAUUAUUUCUAGGUCCCACGAGCUCUUCCUCGCCGGCAUAUGAAACCUUCGCAUCUUCAUUUGCUUACAUUACUGCUGAAAUCGCAAUGAAAAGUCUUUUCACCCACUCAGCUCAGUUGGCAAGUGAAAAGUAUGUUUUUGUGUCGCCCACUAUCAGUCACACAGAGACAAUCAGGAUCACUUCGACAACACCACUCAGUAAACCGGUAACAGUGAUGACUCAAAACGUAUCAACUCCAGUUGUGAAAAUUCAAAACAUAUCGUCAACUCCAGUCUUGACAAAUCAAAACGUAUCAACCACGGUCGUGACGAAUUCUCAAAAUAUCAACUCAUCAAGGGUCCUGAAUUCCCAACAGGCUACUGCAAGCAGUGUCUCUCCAGGUAAGAGCGUAGAACAGGUUUAGAUUUCGAGUUAAAAGGUAUUGGGUGGGUUGAUUUGCAAGCGGCAUUUUUUGGUUGGACAAACCUAGUAUACUAAUUAAAGCAAUAGUUAAGAUCUGCAUAUAUCGUCUCAAAGAAGAAGCCCUGAUGUCGUGUUGGAAUAGUGUUCUACCGUUAAGCAAUCUCUCUCAACAUUGCAUUUAAAUCAUUAUGGUUUUCAAACAUUUUGCACAUCCCAAAUUCUGCGUUACAAAACAAUGUUUGAUCGUUUAAGCCACCUCAUGAAGUGCAUGACAAAUACAAGUUGGACGAAAAUGUUUGAUCGUUUAGCCGGGGCCUAACAACGAUCAUUUCACCGACCAAAUUUCGAACCUCGCCACCACCAUGUUUUGCAACCAGGUUGAGAAGAGCCCUCUCGACCUAGUCUCUCCCGAACCAAACAUCGCUUAAGCUGAUGACGCAUCUCAACACUUUUCAUUUAUGUCACCCCAAUUGCCGAACCGCUACUGGAAAAACGUUUGGGUAGGAGUAUCUCUCUAAACAAUUACUAGCAAUAUGAGGUACUUUUAAAAGCUGGUAGCUAGCCAACUACUAGCUGCUACUACUUUAAGCAAAACUUCGCGGAAUAUUAGCCGUCUGUGUAUCACAUCACUAGGAAAUUGUUUGCUCGGUAGGCCGGACGUGACAUUAUCUUUUUUUCUCUUUCAGUUGUGGACAAUUUUAGGAUAGUUGAACCAUAUCCUGAGAAUAUUUCUGCUUUAGAGUUUACAUCUGCCCAGGUUACUUGCAUAGCUUUCGAUUCGACAGGAUUAAAAACGCCCAAGAGAAUUCAGUUUAUGAGGAAAGACAAAUUUGGCAGAUACACAAACGUUACUACCAAUAACAAUACGUAUUUUACAAGCGAGUCGGUAGAGGUUGAGCAA
Porites evermanni is the source of this 5398-nucleotide messenger RNA. The record is from the annotation of a GenBank genome assembly. NCBI's taxonomy places the organism in Eukaryota, Metazoa, Cnidaria, Anthozoa, Scleractinia, Poritidae.